GAGUCCGGAUAACCAUUUUGCUCCCUCUGAAUUCUGAAACCCGUAUCCGGUACCGGGCCCAUAGUAAACCCUCCCUAAACCCAGCGUAUACCAGACUGAAACGACCUCGCUUCACUGAUACGAAACGCGCGCAGAGAGAUGGACUCUUCGUCGUCGUCGUCGUCCACGGCACCGGCGUCAAAAGCGCAAUUAGCUCUAGCAGCUUUCUUCGGAGCAUCGGUGAUGGCAAUCUCCGCCUUCUACCUCCACAAGCGCAGCCUCGACCAAGCUCUCGACCGCCUAAUCAAGCUCGUCCGCCACCAGCGUCCGCUGUCCUCCGCCGCAUCUGCUCUGGAAUCCGGCACCGAUGACGAAGGUGAAGCCGAGGACGUCAACGAUAGGAAUAUCUGGAGCCAUCAGAGUUUGCCGAAAACCGUUGUUCAGAAUGAGGAUGAUUCCUGUUGCGACGAUAAGGUGCUGCGGAAAUACAGAGUGUCGUCAUCCAUGCCUAACACGCGCCUUCCGAACGACUGGAUGGACGAGGACGCGAAACUUGAUCGGCCGUCGCAAUAUGGAGAUAAGGCGUUCCCGGCUGAACUGAUGGAGCUCAGUACGGUACCUUCUGGUUUGCCCCCUCUGCGAACGGAUAACCCAGACGGGGAGAACCAACACAAUGAUGGUUUUGAUAGGAAGAUGCUUCUGGGCUCAGCUGGUAGGCAAAUGACUCCAAAAUCCUCAAUUAUUUAUUCAUUAGAUGAUGAUCUCCAGGAUGAUGAAGAAACUGAAUUCACUCAAGAGGAUAUUGAAUUCCUCUAUGAGAAUGAUAACAGUCCAACUGUUCAAAAUAUCUCAAUCAUCGAAUCACAAGCAGAAAAUGGUAAUCAGCUUCACGGUCAACCACAUAAAGAAAUUACCGAUGAUGCAAAAACUAAUGUAGACCAUCACGAUAGAAAGGUGGAUGCAGUUCCGGGACACAUUAAGGUGACUGAUCAUGUCUUCGUAAAUGGUAUCUUACCUCAAGUGACUACAAUGCAUGAGCCAGUUAACAUUGAAGAGGAGGAGGUUUUGAAGAUGAUCCGUGAAAGUUUAUAUUUGAGAAAAAAGUAUGUUUUCAAAGAAAAUAUUGCUCCGUGGAUGAAGGCAACUUCUGGAGAAUCAAAUGUCAAACAGAAUCCGUUUCAGUUUGUUCCUUGUGAAGCAACUGGUCACCAUUUUAAGAUGGUGGAUGGAGUUGUUCGUGUUUAUGCCAGUGAAAAUGAUACUGAAGAACUUUUUCCUGUUGCAAACUCGACAACAUUUUUCACUGAUAUGCACCAUCUUCUAAAAGUGAUGGCUGCUGGUAGUGUUCGUACUGCUUGUCAUCAUAGGUUGCGAUUGCUUGAGGAGAAAUUUCGCCUCCAUUUGCUAGUAAAUGCUGAUAGGGAAUUUUUAGCACAAAAGAGUGCACCUCAUCGUGAUUUCUACAACAUCAGAAAAGUUGAUACCCACGUGCAUCAUUCUGCUUGUAUGAACCAGAAGCACCUCCUCCGGUUCAUCAAGUCAAAACUAGAAAAAGAACCUGAUGAGGUUGUUAUAUUUCGUGAUGGGCAGUAUCUUACGCUGAAGGAAGUCUUUGAGAGUUUGGACUUAACAGGGCAUGAUCUUAAUGUUGAUUUGCUGGAUGUUCAUGCUGAUAAGAGUACAUUCCAUCGUUUUGAUAAAUUCAACCUCAAGUAUAAUCCUUGUGGACAAAGCAGACUCAGAGAGAUCUUUCUCAAGCAGGACAACCUUAUCCAAGGUCGCUUCCUAGGUGAAGUGACAAAGGAAGUCUUGUCAGAUCUUGAAGCAAGUAAAUACCAGAUGGCUGAAUAUAGAAUCUCAGUUUAUGGAAGGAAACAAAGUGAAUGGGAUCAAUUAGCUAGUUGGUUCAUAAACAAUGGCAUUUAUAGUGAGAAUGCUGUUUGGUUGAUUCAGUUACCACGGCUAUACAAUGUCUACAGGGGCAUGGGAACUGUUACAUCCUUCCAGAAUAUUUUGGAUAAUGUAUUCAUUCCACUCUUUGAAGUCACUGUUGAUCCAAAUUCGCAUCCUCAAUUGCAUUUGUUCCUAAUGCAGGUUGUGGGUUUUGACAUUGUUGAUGAUGAAAGUAAACCAGAAAGGCGGCCUACCAAACACAUGCCAACCCCAGCUGAAUGGACAAAUGUGUUCAAUCCUGCAUUCUCUUAUUAUGCCUAUUACUGUUAUGCAAACUUGUUCACACUCAAUAAGCUUCGUGAAUCAAAGGGAUUGCCAACAAUCAGAUUUCGACCUCAUUGUGGGGAGGCAGGCGAAAUUGACCAUUUAGCUGCUGGAUUUCUUUUAUGUCAUAACAUUUCUCAUGGAAUCAAUUUGCGCAAAUCACCCGUUUUACAGUAUCUGUACUUCCUUGCUCAGGUGGGGCUGGCAAUGUCUCCUCUAAGUAACAAUUCACUUUUCCUGGACUACCAUCGCAACCCUUUUUAUAUGUUCUUCCAGCGUGGGUUGAAUGUUUCGCUUUCAACUGAUGACCCUUUGCAAAUUCAUUUGACAAAGGAGCCUCUUGUCGAAGAAUACAGUGUUGCAGCUAAAGUUUGGAAGCUGAAUGCAUGCGACCUUUGCGAGAUUGCAAGGAAUUCUGUUUACCAGUCGGGAUUUUCACACGCAGACAAGUUGCAUUGGCUUGGGAACCAAUAUUACAAGAGAGGCCCCGGAGGAAAUGACAUUCACAAGACAAAUGUACCUAACAUGAGGAUUUCCUUUAGACACGAUACGUGGAUGGGAGAGAUUCUGUAUGUAUAUCGAGGAAAAGCAGAACUUUGUGAGGAAGUAGACCAUUGAUCCAAAGCCUACUUUAACCAGUAAACUAUCUCAGCAUCUCUGCAUCUGGCCAUUUAUGAGUGCAUGCAAGAUCACUGCCUGCGAUUAUUGGAGUUCACAAGGAUUCAGAUGCAUCAUGGAACCAUUUGAUGGGUAGAUAUCUGUUCUCUUUUAUCUUUCCUGGGAGACUGACUGAAAAGCCUUUUUUGCUUUCAAAAUGGUGCAAAUAUUAUAUGUGCACCCAUAAAUUUUGAC
This is a messenger RNA of Ipomoea nil (Japanese morning glory), 3048 nucleotides long. RefSeq names its product probable AMP deaminase. Lineage: Eukaryota; Viridiplantae; Streptophyta; Magnoliopsida; Solanales; Convolvulaceae. Gene Ontology annotation, cellular component: cytosol. Gene Ontology annotation, biological process: IMP salvage; AMP metabolic process. The record is from RefSeq and is a predicted model, not a curated record. The transcript has 19 exons. Bases 139 to 2814 code for a protein of 891 amino acids. Gene Ontology annotation, molecular function: AMP deaminase activity.